Oryza brachyantha (malo sina) is the source of this 1531-nucleotide messenger RNA. RefSeq names its product dual-specificity RNA methyltransferase RlmN. The record is from RefSeq and is a predicted model, not a curated record. Gene Ontology annotation, biological process: tRNA methylation; rRNA base methylation. NCBI's taxonomy places the organism in Eukaryota, Viridiplantae, Streptophyta, Magnoliopsida, Poales, Poaceae. Bases 67 to 1212 code for a protein of 381 amino acids. Gene Ontology annotation, molecular function: RNA methyltransferase activity; iron-sulfur cluster binding. The transcript is spliced from 8 exons.
GAGGCCAUCCCCAGCCUUCCUCCAACCCCGCGCCGCAUUCCCCUCCCCAACUCCUCCCGAAUCCCAAUGGCGUCAUCGUCGUCGCCGCCUCCGCCGCUCCGCUCCGUGUUCGACGCCGCCUACAUCCGCGGGGAGUUCGCGGCGGCAGGCAUCUCCUCUCACUUCAUCCCUCUCAUCUGGAAGUACGUGUUGCAGAACCCCAGGAGCGGUGAUCUGGACGCCGUCCCGUCGCUCCCGGCGGCCGCGUACGCGCUCCUCCGGCAGAAGUUUCGGCCGACCACGUCGACGCUCACCACCGCCGCGGAGUCCAAGGACCGCACCACUACCAAGCUUCUUAUCCGACUCAAGAAUGGGGAAUCUGUAGAAGCAGUGAUCAUGCGGUAUGACACACGAUUGGGGAAGUAUGAUGGGAAGCCUCGGCCUGGUGGCGUGCGCUCAACCCUUUGUGUGUCAUCACAGGUAGGGUGCAAGAUGGGCUGUAGAUUCUGUGCGACUGGAACAAUGGGCUUCAAAAGCAAUCUGUCUUCUGGAGAAAUUGUGGAGCAGUUGGUCCAUGCAUCCCGUUAUUCUCAGAUUCGGAAUGUUGUUUUCAUGGGAAUGGGGGAACCAUUAAACAACUAUAAUGCUUUGGUUGAAGCAAUCCAAGUCUUGACAGGGCCUCCCUUCCAGCUUUCGCCUAAGAGAAUUACCGUAUCUACUGUUGGGAUUAUUCAUUCCAUCAAUAAGUUCAACAAUGAUCUUCCCCAUGUAAAUCUAGCGGUGUCGUUGCAUGCUCCUGACCAAGACAUACGCUGUCAUAUAAUGCCUGCUGCCCGAGCCUUUCCUUUAGGAAAGCUAAUGGAUGCACUGCAGUCAUAUCAAAAUGAGAGCAAAAGGACCAUCUUUAUUGAGUAUAUCAUGCUUGAUGGAGUUAACGAUCAGGAGCAGCAUGCACACCAGCUUGGUAAAUUACUUGAAACAUUUAAAGCGGUCGUUAACCUCAUACCAUUCAACCCCAUUGGGUCAUCAAGCACUUUCAAGACAAGCAGCGAUCAGAAUGUGAAGAAGUUCCAGAAGGUCCUAAGAGGAAUCUACAGCAUCAGAACCACUGUUCGCCAGCAAAUGGGUCAAGACAUAGCUGGCGCCUGCGGCCAGUUAGUGGUUAGCCUCCCCGAUGAAAGAUCAGGGGGCGGUGCGACCCUUCUCUCAGACAUCGAAGACAUCAGGAUCUGACCUCCCUUCCGCCUAAACCGUUCCUUUUGCCGUCUCAUCAAAAUGAAUUCCUUUACAAGAUACCUGUAACUAGCACUAUAGCUUCAAUGCAGCUUUUGGCCAGUGUGGUGGUGUUUCCCUUCAUAUAUUUGGGAAGCACAAUUUUGUCUGCUACACAUUGGCAGAGACCCCAGCUUUUGUGUAUAGGCAGCUACCUACACCUCCGUUCAGUAACUUGUUAUUGUAUAUGGGAUAAUGCUAUCUCAGCAAACCAUCUUGCAAUGAACAAAAAACUAAUUGAAAAUCACACUGCCUGACUCAUCGUUUCGUUUAUAAUAAG